Messenger RNA from Thamnophis sirtalis, 653 nucleotides. NCBI's taxonomy places the organism in Eukaryota, Metazoa, Chordata, Lepidosauria, Squamata, Natricidae. The record is from RefSeq and is a predicted model, not a curated record.
AAACAAACAAAAGUUUUGCCUUUUCAGCUCAACUCCAACACAAGUUUGUUCCAGCGGAAAUAUGUGGGUGAAGUGAAGAAGUGUGAAGAAAUGGAGAGAAUAUUGGGAUACCUAGUACAGGAAAUAAAGAAAGCAGACAUCCCUCUUCCGGAAGGAAAUAUCACCCCUUCUGCCCCUCCACUCAAACAGAUGUUGGAAAUCCAGGAGCAACUUCAGAAGCUGGAGGUGGAAUUGAGAGAAGUGACCAAAAACAAGGAGAAGUUGAGAAAAAACCUUUUGGAGCUGAUAGAAUACACCCACUUGCUGAAGGUCACGCAGUCCUUUGCCCAAAGAUCUACCGAGCUCGAGUCCUCAAUACAGAGCACUUUCGAAGAAUUCCCAUCUUUCGAUCAUGUUCCUUUGGUGGAGUAUAACUGCAUGCACAGACUGGAGGCCAAACUCGGAUUUAUAUCUGGCUUAGUUCACCGAGCAAAAGUGGAAGCGUUUGAAAAAAUGCUGUGGCGGGUGUGCCGAGGAAACACAAUUGUUUCUUACUCUGAGGUGGAAGACUGCUUGGAGGACCCUGAUACAGGAGAGUUGACCAAGUGGUUUGUGUUCUUAAUAUCCUACUGGGGGGAACAAAUUGGCCAAAAGGUGAAGAAAAUAUGUGACUG